GCAAUGGAGGAUUAAGGGCAGCCGGUAGUUUGGGAGUAGCCAAAUCCUGUGGGAUUCAUACUGACCUCAUGAGCCUUCAGCACUCUCCAGGUGAGAUGUGGAAGAAGGAGUUUCAGAGCCGGCAGGGCCCUUCCAGAGUUGGAGAGACAGAGUCCUCAGGACCCUUGUGGGUAGCAAGGGGAAGCCAGCUGGGAGCAGGAAAAGACAAACCCCAGGGGGUGUUCUGCCCUCUGUUUUACUGUCGCCCUGACUAGGAGGGGUAGGGCGUGGUGGUGGUAUUGGAGUUGCCUCCACCCCUACCCCAUUCCCCUUCUAGCUGAGGAGGUAGUGGAAAGGUUAACUCCCUGCAGGGUGGGAGUGGGUCAGCUCCAGGUCUGUACCCCUGAGGUCACGGGCAGACAAACAAGCAGGCCUCCUCCCCUGGAGGCACCGCCCGGCAGACAGCAGGAAGGGGUUAAACACGCCCGCCCGCCCGUCAUCCUGUGUCCUGUUACUGCUGAGGCAGACCUGCCUGGCCAGCUGAACAACUUUCCUCCCGAGACUGCUGGCCGGCAGGAGUCGGAGAGGCAGCCGCCAGAGGCUGAGCUCCAACCCGCUGAGGGACCCUGCUGUCCUUCAGAGGGCCCUGUGCCUCUCGGUCGAGGGUGGGGCUCCCGAGACCAGGGUCUAUGGUGGAUGGCUCUGGAGCUGCUCCUGAGGCUGUGCCAUACCCUGCAAGUCAGAGGGUCACUGCAGAGCCUGCUGGGGCUGGGGCGAGGGAGCCCACACUGGAGCCCCAUGUGGAACCCACGGACGCAGCCGCCCUGCUGAAAGCACGGCGGCCCAUCCUUCGAGACAGUGACCUCAAGACGGUGGCCCUCAGCCCUCUACCUCCGGCGGGGGUGGGGGCUGCCCACCUCCAAGUCCCCAACCAUGACAACCUCUGCGCUCCGACGCCAGGUGAAGAACAUUGUUCACAACUACUCGGAGGCUGAGAUCAAGGUGCGCGAGGCCACCAGCAAUGACCCCUGGGGCCCACCCAGCUCCCUCAUGUCAGAGAUCGCUGACUUGACCUUCAACACAGUGGCCUUUGCUGAGGUUAUGGGCAUGCUGUGGCGGCGGCUCAAUGAUAGCGGGAAGAACUGGCGACAUGUAUACAAGGCUCUGACACUGUUGGACUACCUACUCAAGACGGGCUCAGAGCGUGUGGCCCACCAGUGCCGUGAGAACCUCUACACCAUCCAGACACUCAAGGACUUCCAGUACAUUGACCGCGAUGGCAAGGACCAAGGCGUCAAUGUCCGUGAGAAGGUCAAACAGGUGAUGGCCCUGCUCAAGGACGAGGAGCGUCUGCGGCAAGAGCGGACCCACGCCCUCAAGACCAAAGAGAGAAUGGCCCUGGAAGGCAUGAGCAUUGGCAGUGGGCAGCUGGGCUUCAGCCGAAGAUCUCGGGGAUCCCCCUCCUCCUACACCUCUGCAUCCUCGUCCCCACGCUAUGCCUCAGACCUGGAGCAGGCCCGGCCCCAGACAUCCGGAGAAGAAGAACUGCAGCUGCAGCUGGCCCUGGCCAUGAGCCGUGAGGAGGCUGAAAAGCCAGUGCCCCCAGCCUCCCACAGGGAUGAGGACCUUCAGCUGCAGCUGGCUCUGAGCCUGAGCCGGCAGGAGCAUGAGAAGGGGGCCAGGUCCUGGAAGGACGGUGACUCUCCAAUGGCCAACGGCGGCGGCGCAGAACCUGCUGGCCGACGUCGACGGGACAGAGAGCCUGGGAGAGAAGAGAGAAAGGAGGAGGAGAAGCUGAAAACGAGCCAGUCCUCCAUCCUGGACUUGGCCGACAUCUUCGCACCUGCCCCAGCCCUGCCUUCCACACACUGCUCUGCUGACCCAUGGGACAUCCCAGGUCUCAGGCCGAACACUGAGCCAAGUGGCUCUUCCUGGGGACCUUCUGCAGACCCCUGGUCUCCAGUUCCCUCUGGAAAUGCCUUGUCCCGAAGCCAGCCUUGGGAUUUGCUUCCUACUCUUUCCUCCUCUGAGCCCUGGGGCAGGACCCCAGUGCUCCCUGCCGGACCCCCCAUCUCAGACCCCUGGGCACCAAGCUCCCCCAACCACAAACUCCCCAGCACUGGAACAGACCCUUGGGGGGGCUCUGUGGAGACCUCUGACACCUCUGCUCUAGGUGGUGCCCCAUCCUUCGAUCCAUUUGCCAAACCUCUAGAAUCCACAGAGCCCAAGGACAGCCAGGCCCUGGCCACGGGGAAGUCCAGCAGCCCUGUGGAGCUAGACCCAUUUGGAGACGCAAGCCCCAGCUGCAAGCAAAAUGGCAUGAAGGACUCUGAAGCCCUUGACCUGGGUGUGCUGGGGGAGGCGCUGCAGCCAGGAAAGGAGGCGCGCCCCUGCCGGACUCCGGAGUCCUUCCUGGGCCCCUCUGCCUCUUCUUUGGUCAACUUGGACUCACUAGUCAAGGCACCCCUGGCUGCAAGGACCCGGAACCCCUUCCUGACAGGUCUGGGUGCUCCGUCCCCCACUAACCCGUUUGGCUCGGGCGAGCAAGGCAGGCCGACCCUGAACCAGAUGCGCACCGGCUCGCCCGCGCUGGGACUGCCGCCGGGGGGACCCGUCGGGGCGCCCUUGGGCUCCAUGACCUACAGCGCCUCCCUGCCCCUCCCGCUCAGUAGCGUGCCGGUCGGAGCGACCCUCCCCGCCUCGGUCAGCGUCUUCCCGCAAGCCGGAGCCUUCGCCCCGCCGCCCGCGAGCCUGCCUCAGCCGCUGCUGCCCACGUCCGGCCCGGCGGGGCCGCUGCCCCCGCAGGCUGGCACCAACCCCUUCCUCUGAGACGCUUCGGCGCCUGCGCGCGAGGCCCCGCCUCCUCGAGGGCGGUCGUGCAGGUUGAGCGUUGAUCCAGGCCUCUGUGGACCCCUGACCGAUGCUGAACGAGCUAGGGACUGACCACAUCCAGGGAACGAAGACUACACCCGCCUAAUAAAGACUGGAAUCUACGUCUUCAGCUCUUACCAAGUGGACUUUUUGAGGGGUGUGGCAGCUGGGUCCGGACCACAGCACUGAUUACCAGCUAAGGCGGAAACUACUUGACAGUCUGAAUUCCCUCAGAGCCCUCUCAACCCCCAAUUCCCAUCUCAUGUCGGCCUGGUGCCUUCCUUCCCUAUGCUCUCACUCAUUCAGGCUUUCAUUCACUAUCACACACGGGAUACUCCGAAUAGUAAGGGGUAACAGCCUUUGCUCAUUCUUUGAUGCGCUAUGUACCUUAGGCAGAGAAUUUCAUGUAAUCGUAUUGCAAGGAGCCUCCGCAGUUUUACUGUUACUCAGGACUUCAGCGUUUGUAGGGCCCUACCCAAGCUAAACAUGCAGUGCUCCUUGUCCAAAACUGGGUUAAGAAUUUCAAAACAGAGUUGGAUGGAUAUGAUGACACAUACCUGUAAUCCCAGCACUUAAGGAGGCUGAGGCAAGAGGAUCCUGGGUUCAAGGCCAGCCUGGGCUCAAUUGCUUUUCUUUUUCUUUCUUUCUUUUUUUUUUUUUUUUAAGGCAAGGACAGGAGAACAAUAAACUAAGGGCCCAACCCUCCCAAGUGAGGUGGCACAGGUCUUUCUAACUACUCCUGUUUAAUAAUAGCCAACUGAGGCUUUGAGAGAGAGAGAUUCAGUGGCAUGCUCAGAGUCACGAAGCUGGAGUGACAUGGGGCUGGAAUUCAGAGUCAGACAGGCUGGCUCUCUGAGCUGGACCAGAUUUAAUUCAGCAAACAUUGACUGACUGUCUUGGACAAAAUGCUGGGCUCACCUAGAGGGAACCAAGGAGGCCUGAACCCACAUCUCCCAGGAGCUAGGAGGGCAGCAAGGUAGAUGUCCCACUAACACUGGAUGUGGCUGCAGCAUAGGCAGCCACAGGAAGCCCCCUUCUCUUAUGUCUGACUUCGUCUUAAACCCAACUCUGCCCCCGCCAUUUCUCCAGGGCUGAAGGGAGCCACCUUGAUCACCAGAGGUCUGGCCCUCUGGAGGGUUGUUGUUGCAGCAUUUAGGAAACCAAAGAGAGGCAGGUCCUGGGAUUCUCUGCCCUUGGGGGUUGCCAUGUUAUCCAUGUGUACUCAGGACUCAGGGUCUGGCCUGGCAGGCAGCCUGGUGCUGGCCCCACUCUCUUUGGGGUCACAGAGCCCAUGUGGACUUCCUCAGCCUGAAGCACCACCGUUGGUGGAGGUGGCACAGUAUCACUGUCCCUCCUAGGUACAUGGGCAGGAGCUAUUCUGCUGGGAAGGGAGGAAGGGCAGGAGCAGCUGCUUGGAAGUCAGCUGGGUCUGCCAAACUCUGCUCCAGGGCUGAACUUAAUGAUAAUCGCUUGGUAAUAAGUGGUUAGGCACUCCUGAGUAAAUGACUUCACCUCUCUGUG
Messenger RNA from Peromyscus californicus insignis, 4371 nucleotides. It is a transcript of the gene Epn3, whose product is annotated as epsin 3. The coding region runs from base 913 to 2808 and encodes 631 amino acids. The transcript is spliced from 10 exons. Gene Ontology annotation, cellular component: clathrin vesicle coat; plasma membrane; endosome. Lineage: Eukaryota; Metazoa; Chordata; Mammalia; Rodentia; Cricetidae. Gene Ontology annotation, molecular function: clathrin binding; phospholipid binding. Gene Ontology annotation, biological process: endocytosis. The record is from RefSeq and is a predicted model, not a curated record.